GACCGGAGCUGGCGGCUUGUAAAGUUGCGGCUCAGUUAAAUCACAAACAGAGAAAACACAAACAGGUUGCCACUCCAGGGCGGAUUUACUCCUUCAUUUGAGAAAAGCGAAGGAAAGGAAUAAGAAAGCGCUGGCAAAUCUGGAUUAACUCAACUACUGCUUCUAAAUGGACUCGAAACGACCGAGGACGAUUUUUAACCAGAACAGGACCCACUUCUUCUUAUUGAUAUGAUGCUUAUGUUUGUUUAAAACGUCAUCAGCUUGGGAAUUUGAGCGAGGAUGACCGCCCUCAUGAGGAAGGUGCAGCAGGUGCUGUGCGUCCUGCUGCCGUGUGCUCUCCAACUCUGCAGCGCGCAGACACAAGGAGUGGUCGUUUGUUCUGGCACCCAGAAUGUUCUGAGCACGACGGGAAAUUCAGAGAUCCAGUACAACCUGAUGAAGGAGAUGUACACUGGCUGUGAGAUUGUGAUGGGCAACCUUGAGAUUACCAUGAUGGAGCACACCAGAGACUUCUCCUUCCUGCAGUCUAUCAGAGAGGUGACAGGCUACAUCCUGUUCGCCGUCAACGAGUUCAGCCGCCUGCCUCUGGACCACCUGCGCGUCAUCAGAGGCACCGCACUGUACGAGGACCAGUACGCUUUGGCUGUGAUGGUCAACUACCAGAAGGACGGGCAUUAUGGUCUGCAAGAACUGGGCCUGACACACCUUACAGAGAUACUGGAGGGAGGAGUCAAGAUCAUCCAGAAUAAGUACCUGAGCUACGCCCCGCAGGUGAACUGGCUGGACAUAGUGAAGGAUGGAGAAACUCGUAUUGAGAUCGAGGGCAAUGGGCCUGAAAAACCUUGUAACGAAGCAUGUGGAGAGCUUCCAUGUUGGGAUCCAGGAAAUGACACGUGCCAGAUCUUGACAAAGACUGUGUGCGCCCCUCAGUGUAACAGCAGAUGCUUUGGUGGAAGCCCGAGCGAGUGUUGUCACAUUGAAUGUGCUGGAGGCUGCACUGGACCCCUGGAUACAGACUGCUUUGCUUGCAGGAACUUCAACAACUCGGGCUCCUGCGUGCCUCUGUGUCCCCAGACCCUCAUCUACAACAAGCACACAUUCAAACUAGAGCCCAACCCCAAUGCCAAGUACCAGUAUGGCUCCAUCUGUGUGGCCCAGUGCCCCACAAACUUCCUGGUGGACGGCAGCUCAUGUGUGAGCAGUUGCCCUUCUGAUAAAAUGGAGGUGGAGAAAAAUGGGGUGAAAAGAUGUGAACCCUGUGGAGGCCUCUGUCCAAAAGCUUGCCAAGGCACAGGAAGUUCAGCCAGACAGACUGUCGAUGCUCUUAACAUCGACAGUUUCAUAAACUGCACUACGAUUCAGGGUAGUCUGCACUUCCUGGUGACUGGGAUCAAAGGUGAUGAUUACAACGGUGUACCAGCCCUCGAUCCAGAGAAACUGAAAAUCUUCAACACUGUGAGGGAGAUUACAGACAUCCUCAGUAUCCAGUCGUGGCCUAAAAACAUGUCCGACCUGUCAGUCUUCUCCAACCUCCAAACUAUUCAGGGCAGAACACUUUACAAAGGAGCGGGCUCUAGAAGGGGCUACUCUCUUCUGGUGAUGAAGAUCUCCUCUUUGACCUCCCUGGGGUUACGCUCGCUGCGAAAAAUAAACGACGGCAGCGUCUACAUCACAGGAAACAAGAAGCUCUGCUACCAUGACACUGUCAACUGGACGCGUAUCUUGAGCAGCAGCUCCCGCCAGCAGCGACGCCAGAAGAACAUUGACAUCAAGGAGAACAGACCAAGAUAUCAGUGUGUUAAUGAGGGCUAUGUGUGCGAUCCCCUGUGCUCCUCUGAUGGCUGCUGGGGUCCAGGGCCAAACCAGUGUCUGUCAUGUAAGAAAUACAGCAGGGGAGGAACGUGCGUGCCAGACUGCAUGUUCUUAACCGGGGAGAGGCGGGAGUUUGCUACUCUGUCAGGGGAGUGUAUGCCAUGCCACCCUGAGUGUAAGGUCCAGGAGGGGAAGGAGACGUGCAUAGGCCCGGGAGCAGAUCAGUGUAUAGCAUGUGCCAAACUGCAGGACGGUCCACACUGUGUCUCCUUGUGUCCUGAGGGCGUGAUGGGAGGGGAGGAAAUCAUCUUUAAAUACCCCAACAAGCAAAGCCACUGUGAACCGUGCCACAUCAACUGUACCCAAGGGUGCGAUGGACCAGGAAUUGGAGACUGUGAGGGGUCAUCCCGGCACAUUUCUGGACAAGCGACCACAGCCAUCGUACUGGGAGUGAUUGCCCUUCUCUUCGCUUCUUUCUCUGUUUUCGUGCUGACUGUUCUGUACCGCCGAGGCCUCGCCAUUCGUCGCAAGCGAGCUAUGAGGAGAUACAUGGAGAGCGGACAGAGUUUUGAGCCUCUGGAUCCUGGAGAGAAAGGGACUAAAGUCCAUGCUCGGAUCCUGAAGCCCACAGAGCUGCGUAAGAUCAAGCUGCUGGGUAACGGAGUGUUUGGAUCAGUCCAUAAGGGCAUUUGGAUUCCUGAGGGCGAUACAGUGAAGCUCCCUGUGGCCAUAAAGACCAUUCAUGAUCGCACUGGACGGCAGACCUUCCAUGAUCUGACACUUCACAUGGGGACGAUGGGAAGCUUGGACCACGUUAACGUUGUCAGGAUCCUGGGUAUCUGUCCCGGUGCCAGCCUGCAGCUCGUCACCCAGCUCAGCACUCAGGGCUCCCUGCUGGAGCACGUCAAGAACUGCAAGAACAAACUCAGCCCGCAGAGGCUGCUCAACUGGUGUGUUCAAAUUGCAAAGGGUAUGUAUUACCUGGAGGAGAACAGGGUGGUCCACAGGAACCUGGCCGCCAGAAAUGUGCUCCUGAAGAAUAAUUACACCGCCCAGAUCUCAGACUACGGCAUUGCAGACCUGCUUUAUCCUGAUGACAAGAAGUACUUUUACAAUGAGGGCAAGGCACCAAUCAAAUGGAUGGCCUUAGAGAGCAUCUUGUUUCGCAAAUACACACAUCAGAGCGAUGUCUGGAGUUAUGGUGUGACAGUAUGGGAGAUGAUGUCUUAUGGGGCAGAGCCAUACACUACGAUGCGUCCACUGGAAGUUCCUGAUCUGCUGGAAAAGGGCGAGCGUCUGUCUCAGCCUCAAAUUUGCACUAUUGAUGUUUACAUGGUCAUGGUCAAAUGUUGGAUGAUUGAUGAGAAUGUCCGUCCUACAUUCAAAGAGCUGGCGAAUGAAUUUACCAGAAUGGCCAGAGACCCGCCUCGCUACCUGGUGAUCAAAGAGGACUGCAGCCAACAGGACACAGCCCCGGAUGAACUUGCCCAGCGGAGUGCAGACCUGGAUGACCUGGAUGAUCUAGACAUCGAUCUGGUGGACCAGGUGGAGGAGGGGGUGGUAGAUGGCAUGACUCCAGCCGCCCACUACCUGGCUCAGUCCAGGAGCCUCAGUCGCCUCUCCAGGAUGGACACUCACAGAGUGGUUCUUACUUCAUCAGGCGGGGCUGGAUACCUGCCUAUGACACCAGGUGUUGACAACCAAGGACAGGCCAUGUGGCAGUCGCGCUCUCGACUAAACUCAGCCCGCACUGUGUCUGAGAGUUCGGAGGGCCGUGGCACAGCAGUGGAGAUGGAGAUGAGUGAGAACUUUUCUCUGGCAGGGAGCCUGAAAAGACGACGUCAUCGUGAGGACAGCGCUUACAUGUCGCAGAGGGACAGCAUGUCCGGCGGGCCACCAGAGACUCCAUCACCAGAGAUGGAGGAAGACGACCAGAAUGGAUACGUGCUUCCUGGAGACAACCCAGAGAGAGAAACCCUGCUUUCCUCAUCUCGAGCCACUCCUGGCAGGAUGGGCAAGUCUCAUUCGUCGGGCCGGUUGGAUGACCCAGAUGAUGAAGAAUAUGAGUAUAUGAACAAGCAGACGUGUGUAACACCUGUCUCGCCCAGGCACAACAGCCACUGGCUGAAGCCGAACAAGAAGCGCACCUCCUCCAUAUCGUCACAAGCGACAGCAUGCUCAGGUGAUACCACACUAUCUGUGGAGGUCAGGGGAGGUCCCACAAGGACCACUCACAACUCUGAUUCAGAGCAGCGGGGAUCUAAUGAAGUUGAAUAUGAAUACAUGGACAUCAGGGGUACUGAAAAAGAUGAAAGCCCUCCAGCACAUGACCCUCCGACAACGACACCAGCAGGGAUGGGCAGAGAGGUGGAGGAGGAGAAGGAGGAGAAGGAGGAGGAGAAAGAGGAGGAGGAGGAUGAAUACGUGGAGGACAGUAACUAUCAUUACACAAACAGACAGCCGAAGCUGCGGCAAGCUCUUCGAGACAGGAAGGAGCUGAAGAUACAGGGAUGGGACGAGGGCGAGCCGUAUGAGUAUGAGGACAUGGACUGCUUUGCUGCCCUGCAGCCUGGAGAUGCAGUGGAGUACCAGAACGUGCAGAGGGAAGAGGAGGGAGCAGUAGGGGGCACAGAGGCACGUCGAUCUGGGUUUGAACCCUAUGUGAAAGUACGAGCUGGUGUCGGGGUUGGGCAACCUGCAGCUGUUGACAGAUCUUUUGACAAUCCAGACUACUGGCACAGCAGGAUGUUCCUGAAGCCCAAAGCAGUGCCUACAUGAAGAACAUUUUAAAUCUCCCCUCUGAGACUUAUUCAUGAAGGACCCGAAAUAGGAACGCAAUCAAAAGCCAUGUUAAUAAUGCAGCCUGUGACACAAUUUCAAAAACCCAACAUGUGUGACUUUUUCAUAGCUUCGUUGACUGUUACAGGCUGACAUUAUGUCUCGUAUUUAGGCUUAUGAUUGGGGGCAUUUCCAGAAAUAAUAGCACUGAGUGUUGAAAACACUAACAGAAAUGAACAGAUUCCAAGCUACAUUUUUCUGUUUACAUUUUGAAAUGAACAAAGUUUGUUUUUGAGAACAAAUGCAUUUGUUUGGCGUUUGGACUUUUAUGUUUUGAGACCUCGUUUAAUGAUGUGAUAUGAAAUACAUUUUCUACUCAAUAAAAAUAUUUUAUUCUAUUCUA
Molecule: messenger RNA, 4993 nt
Organism: Siniperca chuatsi (mandarin fish)
Lineage: Eukaryota; Metazoa; Chordata; Actinopteri; Centrarchiformes; Sinipercidae
Gene: erbb3a
Product: erb-b2 receptor tyrosine kinase 3a
Exons: 29
Coding region: 280-4590 (1436 amino acids)
Biological process (GO): protein phosphorylation; cell surface receptor protein tyrosine kinase signaling pathway; positive regulation of cell population proliferation
Cellular component (GO): signaling receptor complex; basal plasma membrane
Molecular function (GO): neuregulin binding; protein tyrosine kinase activity; ATP binding
Source: RefSeq, a predicted model, not a curated record